AUGCUUCACUGCUUCUAUGUGAAGAAAGAAGACAGGGACCUCCUGAGAUUUCUCUGGCAUGAAGACAAUGAUCUGGAUAAGGAGAUCAUCGAAUACCGCAUGAAGGUCCACACCUUCGGAAAUUCUCCAUCCCCCGCCAUUGCCACAUACGGUUUACGCAAGGCGGCUGACUCGGUCAAACAAGACUAUGGAGAGGAUGUCUGCGAAUUUGUUCAUAACAACUUCUAUGUAGAUGACGAUGCCAUUGCUGCGGCAGCCUUUCUGCGCACUGUCAGCCAGGGAGGAGACGUGGAGGUCUCCUUUGUGCUUGGGAAGGCUAAGCCUGCACCAACAGGAGGACACACCGUCCCACGCUUGGAACUGUGCGCCGCCGUACUUGCAACGCAGAUCAAGGACACAGUUGUCUCUAGUCUUGGGAUAAACUUUGACAAGGUUAAAAUGUACACCGAUAGCCGUAUAGUACUGGUCUACAUCUUCAACUCGACAAGGCGCUUUUAUGUGUUUGUUGCAAAUCGUGUCCAGAGGAUAAGAAACUCUACUGAACCAAAGCAGUGGACUUAUGUCAACACUAAUGACAACCCGGCUGAUGAAGGAACCCGGUCGAUCACUACCUUGAGAAUGCAAAAAUGUAUGUGGCUGAACGGACCCAAAUUCCUUCAAGAAAGCCCAGGUGAGAUAAACGCCACCGCAAAGGAAUCAUUCCCUCUUGUCAACCCAGUAUCAGAUAAGGACGUCCGGCCAGAAGUGACCAAAACUUCGGUAACAGAUGGAGGAAACUUCGACGUUACGACCCUCUUUGAGAGGCACUCAGAAUGGGAUUCGUUCGUGCAAGGCCUUUCCUACCUCAUUCACUUAGCGAGGUCAUUCAAGAAAUCUGAAAACCCUUGUAAAGGCUGGCACAAGUGCUCCAAACACAAGAAAGCGAACUUCAAACGGGAAACAGAGCUGUUCAUUCUUCUCAGUGUACAAAGAAAACACUUUGCGAAGGAGAUCGAAUGCCUUCAGUCACACAGGAAACUUCCCAAGGACAGUUCCAUACUCUCCUUGACACCUGUUCUUGAUAGCCACGGACUUCUUCGUGUUGGAGGUAGAUUGAACAAGGCCAAUGAAUCCCAACUCUCGACUGAUUGUAAUCCGAUAAUCAUCCCCAAAGGAUGCUAUGUUGGUCUACUCAUCGUGCGCAACUGUCAUCAGAAGGUACAACAUCAGGGCCGCCAUCUUACAGAAGGGGUCGUUAGGUCCUCUGGGUACUGGAUAAUUGGAGGAAAGAGGCUUAUCGCCUCAUGUAUCCACGCAUGCGUUACCUGUCGUAAAAUGAGAGGCAGUCUUGGAACGCAGAAGAUGGCGGAUCUCUCUGUCUCUCGCAUAACACCAUCCGCUCCAUUUUCAUAUGUUGGUGUAGAUGUCUUUGGCCCCUGGUAA
This is a messenger RNA of Ylistrum balloti, 1422 nucleotides long. RefSeq lists its product as uncharacterized. The transcript is spliced from 2 exons. The coding region runs from base 1 to 1422 and encodes 473 amino acids. The record is from RefSeq and is a predicted model, not a curated record. NCBI's taxonomy places the organism in Eukaryota, Metazoa, Mollusca, Bivalvia, Pectinida, Pectinidae.